AUGUCUCAGCACUUUCAACCAAGCGAUGAACGCUCGCCGCUUCUUCAGCAGCAGCCAGAAGAAGCCCGCGAAGAUGAGACCGGCUUCUCUCGCAAUCUCGGGGCCUUCGAGGCGUUCGGGAUCGUCGUCGGCAUCGUGAUCGGCAGCGGCAUCUUCACCUCGCCCGGCUCGAUUGACGCCAACGUGCCCUCGCCCGGCGUCGCUCUGCUGGUCUGGCUGGUUGGCGGUCUGCUGGCGUGGACAGGCGCCAGCACCCUCGUCGAGCUGGGCACCGCCCUGCCCGGCCAGGGCGGCGUGCAGCCGUACCUGCGGCACGUCUACGGCGACGCGCUCGGGUUUCUGGCGGCGUGGACGUGGAUCGUGGCUGUUAUGCCUGCUUCGCUGGCCAUCCUGAGUCUUGUCUUCGUCGAGACCAUCUACACGGCGGCUGGCAUCACGGACCAGGCCACGCGUCUCUCGCACAAGCUGUUCGCCAUCCUCGUCUUGAUCGCGAUCGGCGCGGCAAACUCCAUCAGCACCAAAGUGAGCACUCGCCUGAACGGGUUCUUUGUCGGGACGAAAUUCAUCACCAUACUCGCCGUCGUGGUGGGGGGCAUUGCUGUCGUCUUGCUUCAUCUGUCGGGUGUGGAGGACGAUUCGGUGCCCACGGACUGGUACAGCAGGUCGUGGUUUGACGCCAGAAACACCACCGCGCCAGACGGUAAGGAGAUCGACUGGGAGGAGCUGUCGGGGUGGGAGCUGCUGGGCCAUUUCUCUACAGCCUUGUACGGGGCCUUGUGGGCGUAUUCGGGAUGGGAUAAGGCAAUGUAUAUCACCGCGGAACUAUCACAGCCAGCGCGACAGCUGCCUCUUGCCAUCAAUACCGCCGUUCCUGUCAUCAUCCUGUGCUUCAUUGCGGCGAACACAGCCUACUACAUCCUUCUCCCGUGGAGUGUUGUUUCCACGACUGAUAGCGUGGCAGUAACGGCCAUCACGCACCUUCUUGGCCCAGGCUUUGGUAUUCUGGCUGCCGCUCUCAUCUGUCUGGUCGUCGCAGGGUCUCUGCUCGGCAACUCCUUCGUUGUAGGCCGCAUGAUAGUCGCAGCGGCGAGGUCGAACUGGUUCCCCCCGUUUCUGGGUUAUAUCGGCCAUGUCUUCCCCAAGACUCACUCUAAUCAUCUCUCCGAUGAAUCGACCGAGCAGUCCGACACACCCUUCAACGCCAUCAUCCUCUCUACGAUCCUGCCCAUCCUGUACAUCCUCUGGGGCAACUUCCGCGCUCUCCUCACCUUCACCGGGCUGGGCGAGUAUUCCUUCUUCUUCCUGACGGUGCUCGGGGCGAUCAUCCUGCGGUUCCGGGAUCCCGACCUCCCUCGCCCCUAUAAACCGGGGCUCUGGAUCCCCGUCAUCUUCGCGGUGGUGAGUUUCCUGGUCACCGCGCGGGGAGCUGUCUUUGCACCCGUGCAGGCCUUGGUUCUGAUUGCUCUCUGGUUGAUCGGUCUGGGGUUUUAUUCGAUAAGAAAGCGUUGGAUAGGGUAG
Messenger RNA from Penicilliopsis zonata CBS 506.65, 1518 nucleotides. RefSeq lists its product as hypothetical. Bases 1 to 1518 code for a protein of 505 amino acids. The record is from RefSeq and is a predicted model, not a curated record. Gene Ontology annotation, molecular function: L-amino acid transmembrane transporter activity. The transcript has 3 exons. Gene Ontology annotation, biological process: amino acid transmembrane transport. NCBI's taxonomy places the organism in Eukaryota, Fungi, Ascomycota, Eurotiomycetes, Eurotiales, Aspergillaceae. Gene Ontology annotation, cellular component: membrane.